AUGCUUUCCUCAUUCCGAAAAGCCUACCUAUCUGAAUAUGCAUUCCUCCAAAAUACUUCAAAUAUUUGCUUUGUUUUUCUUGUAUACAACAUUUUCAAGCGAACCAAAGCUGAGCUUGAGGUGGAGUCACUAAUGGGAGAACUGGAAAUGACGCGAAAACGACUGGUAAAAGCGCAGUCAGAGGCGGCGGAAAGCCGUGCUGCGUAUGUGGAUGCGGAAGCAAAAGCAAGUAGGUCCAUCCUCACGAGAAAGUUGAUUGAGUAA
This is a messenger RNA of Protopolystoma xenopodis, 264 nucleotides long. The record is from the annotation of a GenBank genome assembly. Lineage: Eukaryota; Metazoa; Platyhelminthes; Monogenea; Polystomatidea; Polystomatidae.